Messenger RNA from Mycena indigotica, 966 nucleotides. RefSeq lists its product as uncharacterized. The transcript is spliced from 5 exons. The coding region runs from base 1 to 966 and encodes 321 amino acids. The record is from RefSeq and is a predicted model, not a curated record. Lineage: Eukaryota; Fungi; Basidiomycota; Agaricomycetes; Agaricales; Mycenaceae.
AUGUCCUCGUCGCCCAUAACGCAGGUUUCCCAGCAUGCUCCCCCUGCUCACUCCAACCUUCAACCCCAGCUUCUAACCCGUCUCUUUCUCGACCUACGUGGUCGUCGCUUCGAGGUCGACCGGGAAACAAUCAUGAACUUACCGGAGUCUGUUUUGCUCUGUCUCUUCCCCAACGGCCUGGUCCUCAGCAGACAGAGUGUGGCUCUCUCUGACGGCGGAGACGAGGAAGACGACGAGGUCUAUGGUGUUGACUUUGACCCCGACUGCUUCCAAUACGUCCUCACCUUCUUCCGGACCGCCUCAGAGGCCUUCUACGGAAAUGCGACGACCCCUGGACUUAUUUCUUUCCAACAACAUCUACUGGACGCCUCUCCGAACGGGUCGCCUGGCGCUGCUGACCUGCAGAGCCAAAAUCCGCUCCUGGCCAAGCAGGCCAUAAUUGUCCUGCGUGAAGAGCUUGAAUAUUUUACUAUUCCCCCGAAGAAUACUGCCGCCGCCACCGACGCCAACGGUAUUGCCAACGAGGACCUUAUCCAAAUCAAGCGUGAUGGUGGGGAGCACCUCAUGGAGAAGCGCAACAUCUUCACCGCCCUCCAACGGAAUGUCAACAAAGAAAAUAAUGUCGCUGAGCAACACCUCAUCGACAUGCUUUGCAUGAGUGGCUUCAAUCGUGACGACGAAUGGGGCUUCCGCGCCUUGGAGCCCUCGCGGUCGUGCAUAUCCUCAAUUGCACUCGUCCUACUAAAAACCGGCAUCAACCACUCGCCCGACCACAGCAAGCCUGUCGAGGUCGAUUACGCCCAGAUGGCAACUGCCCAAAAACUCCUGCUCUUCUGGCGGAAACCUGCCAGGAAAUGCUGGUGGGACGGUCUAGAGGUCGACCUCCCAGAGAAGGACGGCCGACCGGCACACUCGUUUAAGCUUUGGGCCCGUCGCGUUUGGACACUGGAGCUCAGUCUUGUCUAA